This is a messenger RNA of Lepisosteus oculatus (spotted gar), 3519 nucleotides long. It is a transcript of the gene btbd17a, whose product is annotated as BTB (POZ) domain containing 17a. NCBI's taxonomy places the organism in Eukaryota, Metazoa, Chordata, Actinopteri, Semionotiformes, Lepisosteidae. The record is from RefSeq and is a predicted model, not a curated record. Gene Ontology annotation, molecular function: protein binding.
UUGCCUGGAAGGACCAGCGUCCUACAUAAAGAGUGUCGGCCUGGGAGCUGGAGCCACACGGGGUAGCCCACUUCCCAAAGAACAGGCAGGCGCGCCAGGGUUAAAGCACGCUACACAGCAGCAGAAGACAAGAAAGGAGGGAUAGAGGGAGAAAAAGAGAGAGACAAAUGGCUUUUGUGCUUCAUGGAGGGAUUUUAUCCCAGAUCUACUUGGGGGUCCUCUUUACUGCUUUCUGCUUCCAAACUAUGACAGUCCAAGGAGCAGCCCUCAAACCUGAAGGCGCUUCAGAGAGCAGCGGGACAGUGAUCAAUCACUCCAUGAUCCUGGUCCAGAGACUGGAGGCACUGCUGGCUCAGGGCAAUGGCAGCGACGUAUCCCUCCGGGUCCAGACAGUUCACUCGGACGAGGUGAAAGUGUUCCAGGCCCACUCGCUGGUGCUGUCCCUGCAGAGCGAAGUCUUCGAGGGGCUGCUGGAGCACCGCAACUCCUCCACGCUGACCCUGCGGGAGCCGGCCGACUGCGCGGCUGUCUUUGAGAAGUUCAUCAGGUAUAUGUACUGUGGGGAGAUUGCUGUACAGCUGGAGCAAGCGAUCCCUCUGCACAAACUGGCCAGUAAGUAUACGGUAUUGGCCCUGCAGCAUGGUCUCAGCCAGUACAUGACCCUGCACCUGGCCAGUGACUCCCCUCAUGGGCAUGUAGUCAACUGGUACCACUAUGCCAUGCAGAUUGGAGAUGUGGCUCUGAGGGACAGCUGCCUGCAAUUCCUGUCCUGGAACCUGUCCUCUGUCUUCCAGAGUGGGGAGUGGGGCUCGGUGAGCGCUGACCUGCUCUUGUCUCUGCUGCAGCGCUCGGAUCUCAUCCUGCAGAGCGAGCUCGAGCUGUUCGAGGCUCUGGAGGCCUGGAUUGGGCAAAACCAGCCGGGGGGCUUGACCAUUGAGAAUGCCUUGAGGGCGGUGCGCUAUGCCAUGAUACCCCCACAGCAGCUCUUUCGGCUGCAGAAACAGUCUCCGCUGCUGCUCAAAUACCACCAGUCGAUACAGGACCUCCUCUACAUGGCCUUCCAGUUCCACUCGGCCUCCCCACUCCAGCUGGCCAAGUAUUUCGAUGUCAACUGCAGCCUCUUCACACCCCGUAACUACCUCUCUGCAGCCUGGGGAUCCCCCUGGGUGAUCAAUAACCCCACCCGGGACGAUCGCAGUAUGAGCUUUCAGACCCAGCUGGGCCCCAGUGGCCAUGACGCCAACAAGAAGGUGACGUGGAACGCGCUGUUCUCCCCAAGAUGGCUUCCCGUCAGCCUGCGGCCGGUGUACACAGAGCACGGGGCGAUCCAGGCGGCGCGCCCCGACAACGGCCACCCUCGCAUCAUCGUCACCCCAGCCACCUCCAGCGCAGACUUUGCUGGCGUCAGCUUCCAGAAGACGGUGGUCGUGGCCGUGCGGCAGCAGGGCAAGGUGCUGGUGCGACACGUCUACAACUUCCACCAGAGCACCGAAGAGACUGGGGACUUCCUGGCCGAGGCUGACUUGCAGCACAGGGGCUCCGAUUACCUCAUCGACAGCUCGCUGUACCUGCACAUUGUGGUGAAGCCCAUCUAUCACAGCCUCAUCAAAGCCAAGAAGUGAACCUCUUCACCCAGUACUAGCUCACUGCAGUGUCAUACGCACAACACAUUCAUGUCAGCGCACUCAGAAGCUCCUCUGAGCUCUACAAGCCUUUACUGCAGUAAAAGGCUGCACACAUUUUGCAAUGAACCUCUUUAUUCAAUGAUGCACAAUAUUUCUUUUCAUCCUGCAAUUAGUUAUUAAUAACAUCAUUCUGUUUGAUCUUUCCAAUUAUCGUACCAUUUGCUGCAGUAAAAAAUCUCCUCUUGUAUCUUUCUUUCCCUUUUAUAACCUUCAUGAAACAUUAUAAAUUAAAGUGAACAUGCUGUUUUUUUAGCUCAUCAUGCUCCUUCAGUCACCUUGAAGAAUAUUUGUUGAAAACAGAAUAAACAAAUGUUACAUUUAUAACACGUACAACACCAUUUUCUUAAACAAAAUGAAGUGCUGUGAAACAGCAAAUGGUCAUGCCAGACCUAUUUACUGUAUGGGGACAGCGCUCCAUGUUGAUGCCAACAUUCCUCAUGGAAUUAGGAGAUGAAAAUUGCAUAAAGAAGCCAAAUAUUUAGAAACACAGACACACAAGUAGGCAAAUGCAUUCAAAAUACACAUGUAGUCUAACUUUAAGACAUAUUCAAAAGGGCUGUCCAUCCAGAUCUAGAUAAAAUCAUCUACACUGCAGAGCUACUGUAAUUAACUUGCCCCCAGGACAGUCCUAUUGCCCUACAAGAAUAAAUUCCCUAGAAAAGUUGUGAAAUAAAGACUAUGGACUCAAAAACCCCAUUUUCACCUGUGACCAUUAGGACUGCUGUAUGUGUGGAACCAUACACACACAAGAAGAUACAGGCCUCAUCUCACUUGUCAUGUUCAUGACCCUUAUUCUAAUGAAAACUUUCUUUCCAAACAAUGGCAGCUAGAGAGAAAUAAACUCUUCGCAGAGCACUCGUCAAACUAAAGAGCAUAUGAUUAUUUUUUUUUAUUAGAGAAGAUAUUCUGUCAGUGUCAAGAAUCGGUAUUGACUUUGCAACAAAUGGCGAUGUCAUACAGGCUUGGUGCAUUGAACUUCCAAUCUUCAGAGAGCGGCUGGUGCCACUUGGAGCCAGAGGGAAGGCACAUAGUGUAGAAAUCUACAGGCAGACGUCUUUUUACUUUCCCACACUUUAAAGCUGAGAACAUAAGAAAGGGUACAAAGUACAGGAGGCUAUGCACUUAACUCAUUAGGGUUGCCAGCAGCUCAUCAAUCUCAAAAUCUCGUCGAGCUGUCUCUUUGAUGAACCCAGGGUAUCAGCUUCAAUAACAUGGCUGGGUGGAUUAUUCCAGACUCCCACAACUCUUUGUAUAAAGAGGUGCCACCUGCUCUCAGGUACUUCCCCAUAGUCUCCACUUGUCUUCUCUGGUUCGUGAUUCACUGAUGAUCCUGAAGCAGGGCCAUGGCUUGACUGUGUCAAUGGCCUUUAAUCGCUUCCCCUUGUAGUCUCCUCCGUUCUAGGCCAAAAAGAUUCUGUUCUUUUAACCUGUCAGGGCAGGACAUUCCUUUAAGUACUAGAACGUUACCUGGUCACUCUUCACUCUAUUCAUUCCAGAGCAGCAAUACCUUUUUUUUGGUAAAAUGGUGACUAAAAUUGUUUGUAAGACUUACUUACACAGAGGAUCAUGGUGUUUUCUAUCCUGUACUAUCAUGUGAUUUUGAAGUUAAUUCUUUUUUUAUUUUUAAGUAUAAAUAUACUCUGCCUAGUUACAUAUUAAAUUAGAAGUAUACUCAUAUUUAUUACUAACUGCUGAUGUGUUUUGAGCCAUUCACUUCUGUGUUGCUUGGGUAUCCAGAAAUCUUAGUCUGAGGGCAACUAUAUGUUACUAGAAUUGUUAAUGUUAUUUAUAUAUUAACCCUGCCCUGCCUCCUCAAUAAAGAACUAAGUUUUUU